This is a messenger RNA of Paramecium pentaurelia, 528 nucleotides long. NCBI's taxonomy places the organism in Eukaryota, Ciliophora, Oligohymenophorea, Peniculida, Parameciidae. The record is from the annotation of a GenBank genome assembly.
AUGUUAAAGCAAGAAAAAAAUAAUCUUAAACAGGAGAUACAACAAAAAAUGCGAAAUGAUAGGUUUAAAAGAGAAAUUCAAUUUCUUUAAUUAGUACUCUGCCUAAACUCGACUAUCAAAAAUGCAGCUUAAAAAAGUAAAAUCAACUUUGCCACAGCGAAACUAGUACUCAAAAAAUUUCGUAAAUUUGGGUACAUAAAAAAUUAGGAUAAAGGUACAUUCUUUUUAUUUAUAGAAGAUUAUGAGAAGUAAAUUGAAUUGCUUCGAGAAAUUGCAUCUAUAAAAUUUCAAAUCAAAUAGGAAAAAAUAUAGAAGCGAGAACAGGAAUUUAAAAUCCUCAGUGAUAAAAUAAAAUCAAUAGAAAAUCUUCCUAGAUAACAUGAAUCCUAAAAUAAAAAAGAUAUUAAUUCUUAACUUAAAGUUCUCUAGGAAGAACUCGAAUAUUAAAAACAGAUAUAAUUCGAAUUAGUGACAUCUGUUCUUUAAGAAUAAAUAAAAUUGAUGAAAUCAAAUAAAAAAUAUAUUUGA